AUGGAUCCGGAACAAAUUCUUCUCGACACUAAUGAUUUCGAGGAUGGUUCGGAUUACGGUGAUUACGAGUUCAUACAGGACCAGGAUGCACUGUCGUUGAAUGCUCCGCUCGAAACCAUUCUGGACCCGUCAACUGCACCAGUCUCGUGUCAAUCGUCUCCGAACGAAGAUACGCUGGCGAUAGCGCAAAGCUUGGAUGAACAGACCGCUGGUGACACUGGCAGCAGCAACAGUAACAGCAGCGUCAACAACAACACCACCACCACCAACAGGGAAGCCACGAUCCGUACUGUCGCACAACAAGGACAACCGAACCGACCGCAGCAUCAGAAGCUAACGAUCAAAACGAUUAUCCUUAGUGCGUCCGGGACAUCGUCAGCGAUCGUCGGCAGCGGAUCCGGCACGUCCCUGGUAACGCUCAACAGUGGGACAGCAUCGUCUUCCUCCUCGAACGCUUCGUCGCCGGCCUCAUCCUCCCCAUCGUCCGUAUCCUCGCCGGCACCGUCGAUCGGUGGUUCCACUGCCACGGUACGGUUCGGGCUUGGCGGUGGCAAACCAUCGGCGGCGGCACUACGCCGUGGUCCCGGACGACCCAAAAAAGAUUUCAUUCCCCUGCUGAAGAUGUCAUCAUCCGGUGGCGGCAGCACAAACUCCUCCGCAACGGGCGGAGGAGCGUCCGGGUUCGUCGGUACGUCAACGAUGAUCAAGCUGACCGGUGCGACGAUCGCGGCCGCAACAUCGCUGACCGGUGGCAGCACAUCACCCUCGCCCGAGAGCAAGAUCGUUAAAAGUCCAAGAACCCCGUUUCCACUGCUUUUUAGAUAUAAGAGUACUAAUGUUGUUCGUGGUGGUAUCCCUAAAAGGAAAGUGGAACUAGCCGCCAUUACAAUGCACGAUACCACCGUCGCUACCGGCAUUACUUCCAUUGCCGCAAACAGCACUGCCACCACCGCCGGUAUUAGAAGCCCAUCGGGAGGUACGACCCUGCCGGCGCCUUUAUCUUCACCAACGGCAGGCACACCAACGUCUGGCGGUGGAUUCGGUUCACUGCUAUCGUCGCCGAACGAUGAUGGUCCUACAGGUGGUGCCAGCACAGCAAAUAGCUCCGUCGCAUCUACCCCGACCGGAGAGAUCGAGGGCACCGAUCCGGCACUGCUGAUGCCAGCUCCCGACGAUAUGCCAUACUUUCCCGAGAAGUACCCCGGCAAGCUGUGCAUCCUGUGCAAUCUUGGCGAACGCAGCCAGCUAGGACAGGGCGAAAUGUUGCGCAUCGAGAUGACACUAGCGGCGGAUCAGAUUGCAUCCGCCUUGUCACAGGAAGAAAAAGCCCAAGCGUCGGGCGGGUCUACCGCGUCGAACGAUAGCUUCGGUGACAAAAGUCCGCGUGCGUCCAGUUUGUUGGGACCGCCGCAGCUAGGUAGCAGCAAGCGCCAGAAAGGUUCGAACAAGUGCAAAAAUCCAAUACUAAACGCAGAGUAUACGGACGAGCUGGAGAAGAUCGGCCACCUGGAGGUGCUCGAUAGCUCGAUAAAUGACGGAGGAUAUUUCUACAUUCACCGGUCGUGCGCGCUUUGGUCGUACGGGGUCGGUCGGGAUCCGGUCAGUGGAACGCUCAGCAACCUGGAGGUGGUGGUUGUACAAAGUCUUAGCAGAAGGUGUCACUUUUGCUCACAUUUCGGUGCCAGUUUAUCGUGUAAGAUGUCGUGCCCUAAGUGGUAUCACUUUCCGUGCGUAGCUGCCUCCGGCGGUUUCCAGGUCAUUCAGACGUACAGCAUCUUCUGCAAGGAGCAUCUGGGACAAGUGCCUUUAGUGUGUACGGAGGACAUCAACUGUCGGCAGUGUUCGGCCCUGGGCGACGUCGGCAAUCUGAUCAUGUGCUCCAUCUGUGGCGAUCACUACCAUGGUACGUGCGUGGGCCUGGCCCAGCUACCCGGCGUGCGAACCGGCUGGCAGUGCAAUUCCUGCAAAAAGUGCCAAAUCUGUCGUGUACCUGACUCGUCCGAGGGGCGCUCGGUGGCGUGCGAACUGUGUGAUAAGAUCUACCACGCCAGCUGCCUUCGACCGAUCAUGACGUCCAUACCGAAGCUCGGCUGGAAGUGCCGCUGCUGUCGGGUGUGUUCGGACUGUGGGGCCCGCACACCCGGUGCCGGUGCAUCGUCCCGGUGGCACUCACACUACACCGUGUGCGACUCGUGCUAUCAGCAGCGCAACAAGGGCUUCUCGUGCCCGAUCUGUCAUCGGGCGUACCGGGCGGCGGCCCAUCGUGAGAUGGUGAAGUGUAGCGUGUGCUUCAAGUUCGUGCACAGUACGUGCGAUCCAGACGCGGAGCUGUCGGUGUACAAUGCGCGCAAGGAAGCGAACCCGGACUACGAGUAUCUGUGCAGUCCGUGCAAGAUGGUGAUUCACAGCGGACGUUUAGCUGCGGCACUGCGCCGGAGCAGCAAUGUGGACGAGGACAGUAUGUCACUGUCGCAGGAAAGUCUGAACGAUGAAGCGAUGGAUGUGGAUGGACCGGAUGGUCGGGAAGGUACGAUGCGGGACAGGCUGGAUCGUACGGGCGGCUCGCUGGACGUCGGUCUCGGCAAAGGAAAACCGUACGUGGCGAGUAAAAUUGCGAAAAAACGGCUCGGAUUGGCGCCGGGUAUCGCUGGAAACCGACCGAAGGGGCUUGGUAAAGGAUUUCAGAAAAAAUCACGCCUUGCGGACAUUACGCGAAAGCGCGGCUCUAAAGCGAAGAUGCGCGGAAUAUUCGGUGUGCCUGGGCUGGGUCUGCAACGGCCAACGGCCGAUCUCGCGCUAACGGCCAAGACGAACGAGGAGGAACCGGGUGGCGAGAAUCGGUUAGUGUUGUGCUCGGCAAAGGAUAAGUUCGUGCUGACGCAGGACAUUUGUGUGAUGUGCGGUGCGAUCGGUACGGAUCAGGAAGGUUGCCUGAUUUCGUGCACCCAGUGUGGCCAGUGCUACCAUCCGUACUGUACGAACGUGAAGGUAACGAAGGUGAUCCUGCAAAAGGGUUGGCGCUGUUUGGAUUGUACGAUCUGUGAAGGUUGCGGCCAGCGGCACGACGAGGCGCGCCUGAUACUGUGCGACGAUUGUGACAUUUCGUACCAUAUCUACUGCAUGGAUCCACCGCUGGAGCAGGUGCCACAGGGUACGUGGAAGUGUAAAUGGUGUGCAAUGUGCCUUAAGUGUGGCGCCAACAGUCCGGGCUACAACUGUGCCUGGAUGAACAGCUACACGGAGUGUGGUCCGUGCGCUAGUCAGCAGAACUGUCCGUCGUGUAACGAAGGUUAUGCCGAGGGUGAGCUGAUCAUUCAGUGUCAUCAGUGCGAACGGUGGCUUCACUGUGGCUGUGAUCAGAUCAAAAAUGAAAUCGACGCGGAACGAUGCGCCGAGGACGGCUACAUCUGUAUGGGUUGCCGCCCGGCGGAUCAGCCACCGCCGCAUCUCGUACCGAAACGGAAAGCGUCCACCAUUGCUCCGCUGCUGCUCACCAAUGCGGCCACCAUCUCGAAAACGAACGCCAAGCCGGAAGAGAAGAGCGUUCCGCUUGCGCUCGAGGGUAACCACUAUCUCGAUGGUGUGUGCCUGAGCGAACACGGGCUAAACCAGAUCAAAGCACUGCAGGCAGAGUUCGGUAAGCGUGGCAAGCGGAAACCCAAACUUCCGCUCGAACCACCGCCCACCGAAAAGGAUGCCGGCAUACUGGCCGCGAUCGAAUCGGUAGUGGCGGGCAGCAGUCACGAUAACUCGCUCGAGGAAAUGCGCCUCGAACCGCUCGACCCGAAAGAGGAGGCCGAAAUCUACAAAGACGGUAUGGUGUGGAACGAUCCGACACCACCGGAAGGGUUUGCACUGUUCACGACGGAAAAUGGUACGGUCGUGCUGCGGAAGAAACGGCAGCGAAACCUGCAAAAACUAGGCAUCGGUGGGUUCUUCGUGCGGAACCGCGGCAUACGGACGAAGGACGGCAAGGAGGACGACGAUCUGGUGGAUGGGCUGGCGGAGGACGGUACGGAUGCGGCGGGUGCGGGUGGAACAAAACCAAAGAAGAAGCCAAUCCGACGCAAGCCGAAGAGUAAGCUAAUCGAGAUCUAUCCCAGCAUUCUGCAGGAUGCGUUCUUCGGCCGGACGCUGCUCGGCUCGACCAUGCCCAUGUUUGAGGCACCGGCGAGCGAUGAUGACGGUGUGCGUAGUGACGUUUCGGACGACAAGACGGUCAAGCUGUCGGCCGAAGAGUUAAAGCUAUUCGAGGCUGUGAAGAGUAAGGAGGAGGAAGCGGGCAGUCUGCCGAAAGAUCAUUCCGACCAUUCGGCCGUUACAAGCGCGGCUAUUGCUAGUCAGAUAGGGCAGACUGUGAAGAGUCCAGCGAAUAUAGUCGCACUGCCGCAAACUGUUGGACAGCAACGACCGCCCACAGCGGUACCACAGUCGCAACAGCAUACGGGCGCCACCGGUACCAACGUACCGUCAUCAGCAGCAGCAGCUGGUUUAAUGUCUUCCACCGGAUCGAACCCUGCGAUUAGCAAUUUUACCUCGAAGGAUACACCGAACGGUGUUCAUAUGGCAUCCACCACCACCACCACCAAGAUGGAGGAGGACGACAACAGCGACACGGAAGCGUUGAACGAUGUGCUGGGUUUGCCGAACGAUUUAAUAGAGGAAGAUUUCGUAAGCCAAAUCAUGACCGAGGACGAGCUGAUGAAGCACUCGGGUGCUUUCGAUGAGCUGGCGACCGAUCCGGAGCUAUCCGAUAGUUUAGCAAAAUCAUCCAAAGAUGAGCUGGUUGACAUGUUGAGCCCUCACUUUGAUCUGACCAACAUUGGUCAGAUGGAUAGUAAGGUGGUGGAGGAAAUCUUCAAAACCGUUCUUACGGACGAAUCACAGGAAUCUCAGGAAUCUAUGCUUGCCAGCUCGAUGACUCCCUACACCUCCAACACAUCGACACCCUCUCAUAGUACCGAUGUUACGAAAAAGGCUGUGAACACAAGAUACAUUGCGACGGGCGGACAGACGAUGGUACAACCAUCUCAACCGCAACAUUCAAUGCAAGAUCAGCUUCAAUCCCAGCAGCAGCAGCCACCACUGUCCGCACCGCAUCAGCAACAGCAAAUGCAGCAAAGAGCAAUUCAGCAGCAGGUAGUGCUGACGCAGUCGAUACAACCGCCCAACCAGCAGGGUGUGUUACCGGACCAGCCGUCUAUCGGUGCCAUAAUGGGUGGAAUGCAAGCCACAGGUCAACCGCCGACACAGCAGAUUACCAAUUCCAUGGCCGUUAUUCCUCAGUCACACAUAUCGCAAACCGGAAUCGGACCGCAGGCAUCCAUGGGCGGACAGAUGAUGUUGCAACAGCAGCAGCAAUCUCAACACCAACCCGGAAUCGGUGGUAUUAUGACCGCCGGCAUUAUGCAGACAUCGAGCAUGGGUCCGAGCGGUGCCCAACAGCAGCAACCACAGGGAAUGCCCAAUACAUUCACCAUGAUGCAACAGCAGCAGCAGCAGCAGCAACCGCCACAACAGAUGUCACUACCGGUCGGGUCGGUGGUCGAUACAAAUUCACCAAAUCAGCAGCAACUAUCUCGAGGGUAUUUUUCAAAUGACUUCCAUUCGCACAGCACUAUGCUUGGUGGAUAUCAAGAUCCGGGACAAAAUCAACCCUCCGGUACGAUUACGACACAGGCACCAUUGCAACCGACCGGUCAGUGGACGAAUCAAAACCUACAGUCGGUACCGUGCGCAACGCCCAUGGAUACUACUCCGGUAUCGGCCCCAGUGUUACCGGGACCGGCUGGUGGUGCCGGCGCGGGUGGUGAAAUGAUCGGUACAUUAGACGAAACAAAUGUGAAAAGUGCGCAAAAGUUAUCGGAAAAAAUGCGCAAGGAUGAAAUGCUGGGCGAUAUGGCGACGAUUUCGUCCGUACUGUACUGCAACAUGCGCCAUCCGGAGCUGAAAACGGAGUUCCCGAACUGGAAUGAUCGCUGGAAGCAAAUCAGCAAACGGUGGCGGCUGCUGUCGAACGAGGAAAAGCAACCGUUUCUACAGCAGGCCCGCGACAAUCGUUCGGCCAGCAAGAUGAAGAAAACGCAACAGGUACCACAAUUAUCACCCAAAGAUGGCAAUAGCAAUAGUUCUGGUACGAUGAACAUUGUUGGCCCAUCGUCCGCAUCUUCUCCCUCUUGUUCCUCAUCAUCGAACAUAUCGGGAUCGCUAACCACGGAAUCGGGUUCAAUCAUAAUCGGUUCGGACCAAACGGUGGCGGCUGGCGGUUUGGUUCAGCAGCAUCAAAUCAGCAUACACCAUCAUCAUUCGCAGCCACAGCAGCAGCAGCAGCAGCAGCAGCACCAGCAGCAACAGCAGCAGCAGCAGCAAUCUCUCGGUGUUCAUCAAACGAUGCAGCAACAGACAACGCUCGGACAGCAGCAGCUGCUGCACGGGAACGCGCCGCUACAGUCGCAACUACUAGAGGAUCAAGAUAAGAUCAAUGCACAACAGAAAAGUAUGCGCGAAGCGGAACAGGAGCGGCAAUGGAAGCAGUUGCAACAGCAACGCGCACGAGAGCAACAAUCGCAACAGCAUUUACUCCUACCUGAGCAAAGGAUGCAAGGUGAUCCCACCAUGCAGCUACAAGUGGCGACUGAUAUUGGGUCUGCCGGUGUUGGACCGAUGGCAAGCCCAUCGCCCAAUUCGCGCGGACCCUUUGUGUCGCCGGUCAGCAAGAAUCGCAUGGCACCGGCCGUCGGUACGAUGGGAAUGAAUGCCCCAUCCAGUCCGGUGUCGGGCAACUUUCAACAUCCCGGUAUGGGUAUGCCGGCGAGGGGUCUACCGGUACAGAUGCAGCAACAGCGGCAAAUACAGACCCAAGUCGGUGGUCCAACCGUGCGAAUGCCAUUGAGCCCCUUUUCGCCGCAAUCGCAGCAGCCCCAAUCGCCGCAUGAUAUGCUGCCCGAAUCACCUGCCAGCCAGCAUUCCGGCAUGGAUCCGUUCGUUCGGCCACCGUCCGAGGGUAUGGCCGAUACGUACGCAGUGCACCAUUCUCCCCAGACACCCCGUUCGAUGGGACACCAAAGUCCGGUGGCGGCUACGAACAGAAGCCCGGCGUACACGGGACCACAAAUGGGCACGAAUUCGGCCGGCACACCAACAGGCAUGCGUAUCAACACGAUGGAUUCGGUUUAUUCCGGUGGAGCACCAGGCACACCGAGGCCACAAUUUUCCACCGGUACAUCCCGGCCAACGGUGUACGCGCGCCCAAGCGAUUUGAUCAAUCUUAUGCAAAACUCUCCGUUUGCAUCACCGCGCUCGGAAGGUUUCGCCCAAUCACCGCAGGAAGGGAACCGACAGCUUCGUGACCUGCUGCAACGGCAGCAGCUACCAACUCCCAACAAUUCCGUCACUGGGGCAACUGUCGGGGGUUCAAACUUAAUGCAACAGCAAACUGCCACCCAACAGCCACCACAAUCGCCAGGAGCAUUUAUGGACGAUCAACAGCAUCAACAGCAGCAGCAGCAGCAACAGUCACAACAGCUCCAGCAGCAACAACACCAACAGCAGCAAUUACAGCAGCAAACGCAGCAACAAUCACCACAAUUGCUUCAUCAACAAUCGCAGCUACAACAACAACAACAACAACAGCAACAGACAGGAAUAGUACAAACCCAAGGAACAGUGAUGCCUUCUAGCUCUACGGAUAUGGGAACGUUCAGACAACCAUUGCCACCAAAUAUGAUGGCACGGCCCCGCAUGCCCGGAACAUUGAUUCGUCCAUCGGGUAAUAUCGUUCUAGGAGCGAACAAUCAAAUAUUAGUACGGCAGCAAAUUGUUCGCACCGCCGGCACGAAUCAAAUGGUGAUAACACAGCAAGGCAUGAUGCAGCAACAGCAGCAGCAACAACAGACCGGCCAAAUAAUGCGUCAACGCAUGCAGCUUGUUGGCCAAACCAAUGCCCCUGACGGAACGCAAUUUGUAACGCCCAACGGCCAGCUAAUACAUUCCCAACAGCAGCAGCAGCAGCUGAUGAACCAACAGCAAUCACAAGUACUUACCUCUUCCCAAACCGAUCAGCAGAACAUAGCGCUCCUAGCGCAGCGGCUUGCGGGCGAAAGUGAAGCCCACGUGCCUUCCCAGAACAACAUCGUCCGUGGACCGCAACAGCAACAAAGUCAAAAUCCGCAGCAAACACCGUCUACCGGUCCCCAGUCGGACGGAUCGUCCGAAAUCCCGGACAGUGUUAGUGCGGAGCUGGAAAAGCUAGAGCAGGAAGACAAUACCGGCAUGGGCGAGGUCGAAGGUGUUGGUGAUCUGCUCGGUGAGCUGAACGACGAUGAUGCGGAGCUGCUCGAUUCGUUGACAGCCGAAAUGGGCGAUCACUUCAACAUUCUGGAGUACGCCGAUCCCGAACUGGAUACAACGGACGGUGAAAAGUCUAACUUGCUCGAUAGUUUGGAGUUGGACGACGAGGCGAAAGAGGCAGAAGCCAAAACCAGACAGAAACAGGGUGAGACUGUUGAUUCAACGUUUGAGAAAAUGGAAGACCAAAGCAAACCGGUCGGACCGUCGGUUGCAAGAAAUAUGGCGGCAGGUGGUAUCAUACAGCAGGACCUUUCAAACUCGGGUGUGGUUGGACAGAAUGCGAUGCAGAACAGUAACUUUGCCACCGUUCAGAGUCAGAUGAUGCAACAACAACACCCGCAGCAACAGUUUGGCCAGCAGCAGAUAUUAACUUCCGUUGCCGGCCCGCAACAUAAGCUCUCGACGGCGACACAAAUGAAAACGGUGCGACCGAACAUGAUUGGACAAUCUUCGAUGCAACAAAUGCAACAACAACCACAACAACAGUUACAACAGGGGGUUGUCGUCGGACAAAAUACGAUUGUUGGUGGACCUAGGCUGAUGACAACGGAUGGAACUGUGGGCGUUGUCGGAACCGCCACCAUGAAGGCUGGAUUCAUGAACCAACAGCAACGCAUGCAGCAGUUGAAACAGCUCGGACCGAACGGUGGUGGAGGUAUGGUGCAGAACAUCAUUCCGACCGGUCAACCACAACCAAGAAUGAUCCAUCAAAUGGCGGGUAACAGGAUGAUACAGACGCCGGCCAACCUGCCGAUGCAGACGCAGCAGUCACAUCAGCAACAGCAACUCAACGCAGGCAUUGGCAAUCAAUCACAAAUGGUGAUGCAACAGCAGCAUCAACAACUGCAAGCACAGGGACAGAGUGUUCAGCUGCAGCAGCAGCAGCAGCAACAGCAGCAGCAACAACAACAGCAAAAUGUGCCUGGAGCUGUUGGUCAGCCACCUCCUCCACCAUAUCCGGAACCGCCGCCACCCUAUCCCGGCAAUCAAUCAGGACCAAACAUGCCAAUUAGUGGCAAACCAAUGCAGGAGCAGCGUCUUUUGCUGGAAGACAUGGUGGAACAGGAGAAGCGUGAACAGGCCAACCAACUGCAGCAUGCCGGUGAAAUGCCAUCCAAUCAAGGCAUGAUGAACGAUCAGGAUUACGACCGACUGCUAAACAGUCAGCAAGGUGUCGGCCGGCCCUUACAGCAACAACAGGGUAUGGUAGCUACACAACAAACCCCAACCCAGCAGCUUCAAUCUCCUACGGUUAUGCACCAGCAGCAGCUACAAAUGCAAUCACCUAACGGUGGUCAGUUUAUGCUACAGCAGCAGCAACAGCGAAUGACUACACAAUGGCGCCCAAUGACACCGACGCAAUCCACACCAAACCCGGGUGUUAAUGUAAUGGGGCAACAGCAACAACAACAACAGUCUCAAAUUGCUGCCGGUGGUGGCGGACUUAUCAAUCAGCUGCCAAAAAAUUCGACGGUUUCUAUGACAACCGUUCCGUCGCCCUCGUCGGCCGGAACCGGCGCUGUUCCACCGCAAACCGAUCCGACGGCCAACAAAUCGAUCCCGUUGUUUCAGGCAAAUUUGCAGCCACAACCACCGCAACCUCCCGAAACUAUCGCUACCGAACAGGAUCGCUUGCUGCAGAUAAAUUACGAAAGCUGGCUCAAUCAGCAGAAUGCAGUGCUAUCGAAUCAGCUCAAAUAUUACGAAACGGAAAUAGUGAAACUACGGAAGGUGAAAAAACAGCUCAACACCAAGCAGCGGCACAUGCGCAAGCAGGGCAACGAGCUAACGGAGCACGAUGCGAAGGAGCUGCAAAGAAUCACCGCGGAUCAUACGAUCAUACAAAAGCAGCUAGAAAACGCACGGCGUCAGCAGAGGCAACAUUCGGUGAUACUGCAGGAGUACAAAACGAAGCACCAGUCGAACAAACCGCAAACAUCCGGUUCUACAACACCGGUCGGAGCACCGGGCAGCUCACCGGCACAGUCGCUAAUAGCGCCACCGUCACCGCUAAUGUCACCCUCACCGAGCUCGCAACCGGGACCGCUCUAUCAUCCCCCCGUACAGUCACCGCUGAGCAAUCCCAUUCUGCAGCCGAAUCAAAGUCCACUGCACUCGCCCAGUCCGCUGCUGUCUCACAGUCCGGGACCGGCAAGCGUAAAUUCAUCCGUACUGCAAAGCCCGGGUGGCAAUCAUACGAACUCGAACAGUGCAAUGUCGCCGUACAGUACGAUGCAACCUUCGCCCCGUAUCGGUACACCGCAUUCACAGAUCGAUGAGAAUCCGUUCAGUCCCGGUCCCGGUGGUCCUUCGCCGUCUCCAUCACUACCGGGGCGGUUGACAUCGCCGGCACCUCGUAUGACCUCACCCCAGCAUCGUAUGGCCGGGCAGCAAUUGGUGGUCGGUGGUGCUGGCCGUAUGGUGCAGAGCCCUGGCAAUCAAUUUAACCAGCAGGGCAUGACGAUGCAGAACGCCAUGAUGAACUCGCAAAUGCCGCAACAACAGCUUCAACAGCAGCAACAGCUACAGCAAACACGCUUCGUACGGCCCCAAACCAUACCGAACGAUCCGAAUGUUCGUAUGCGAGUGGUAAACAGCAUUCAAAUGCAGCAACAGCAGCAACAGCAACAGCAACAGCACCAGCAACAACAUCAACAAAUGAUGGUUCAAAAUCCCAACAUUCGGCAAGUGCAACCGGGUGCUGUUGUCGGAACUGGGUACAACUCUCCGCUGGGCAGCCCGCAACCGACCAUGUCACCGGGAGGCAGCAUGAACCAACAACAACAGCAACAACAACAACAAUCGCAACAACAGACGAUGGAUCCACGCACAAUGCAGUUUUUGCAGCAACAGCGUAUGCAACAAAUGCAGCAGCGUCAGCAGAUGAUGCAACAACAGCAACAACAAUCACCGCAGCACGGUGGUUCCGCUGGUACUGGAACAAUGAUGCAUCAACAACAGCAACCGAAUCAGCAACAACAGAUGCAGCUAAUGCAGCAGCAGCAGCAACAACAACAGCAGCUGCAAAUGCAGCAAAUGCAACAACAACAAAUGCAGCAACAGCAGCAGCAGCAGCAGCAGAUGAAUUAUGCAAAGCAAAGUCCAAUACAUCAGCAACCACCUUCACCACUCUUGAGCCAUGGAGGUGGUAAUACACCCUCAUCUUCACCGAUGCCUCAAAGCCCGAUGAUGUACUACAGCCAACAGCAACCACAGCAGCAGCAGCAAGGGCAACAAAUGCAGCAGCAACUGAUGCGCCAGCAAUCGAUGCCCAACUGUGAAGGUUAUUCCAAUACCGGCGGUGGUGGUGGUGGUGGUAUGAACCAUCCGUCCAAUCCGAUACCGCUGCCAUUCGGCAAGUUUGGUUACAUCAAGCUCGGUCUUCGUGGCGGCUCCCCCAUGUGGGGCAAUGCCCGGGGUAAUAAGCGCACCAAUCCUGUCGCACAGUUUCAGCAACAACAGCUUCAGAAACAACAGCAAUUGCAGAAACAACAGCAACAGUCUGGUGCAAGUGGUAACGCGGGCACAUCGUCCGGAACACGACCGCCACAAGCUGCCGCUUCGUCCGAGGUGAGAAAGCCAACGGUUAACGCAACCGGUGCGUUCAUUCAGCAUCGGAAUCGCAUCACCAUCGUGCAGAAACCGGCGGCCGGCGUAAUGAACGCCGUUGGUGUCACGCUGAAGCCAGUUGGGGGGGUUGGUGGCGGAACGGAUGUGGUGGUUAGCGGCAACACCAACAGCAGCUCCAACGUCGAAGAGAUCGUGGUAAUUGACAGCAGUCCCGAUGAGAAACAGCAGCGACUGCUAGAUUAUGACGAUGAUAAUGAUAAGACGCUGGUGGGUACGGAAGUGUCACUGAAUUCGGUCGCACAGCUCGGUGUCGAUGGGGAUGAAGCAAUUAUGGAACCGUUCGGUACCGGCACUCCUGCCGGGUACGAAAUCGUUGGCAGUCCGCUGGAUUCACAGAUUGCUGCCGGCGAGUAUAAUCUCUUUUCGGAGGACGUGGUUGAGUGUGUGGACAGUGAGGAUGGAGCGAGCGUUUCAGCGGUGUCGGGAGCAAAGAAGGACUCCCGGACGGUUGCGGUAGAGUUGCUGAUGGAUGCGGUGGAUAGCAGCUCCAAGGAUAAACCAUUGUUGGGCAGCUCGGAAAUUGAGAUAGUGGAGAGCAUCGACGAGAGCAGCAUCGGUACGACGGCGGAAGAUUUCGAGGCAAUGAUCGAUAGCCGGCCCAAGGAAGUUACACCGCCGGCUGUUACCGCGGAAAUCCAAAACACCGCGCCGCCCAAAGCUGAUCCCGCUAACACGCGAAAGGAAGAGAAGGUUGCUGAUAAAGCAACCACCCCUAAAAAGGAAGUGACGGUAGUUACAGUGCAACAGCAGCAGUCAAAGUCAUUCUCAUACCCAGCAGCGCGGAUUGCCAUUCAGCAGGCCUUGAUGCAGAACCGGCCGAUCGUUGCGGCCGGCCAUCAGCGGUUCGUGAAGGAUGCAACCGAAUCGACCGCCAAGCUGUCAAUUGGCAACACCACCAUCUCGGUGCCGAUACUGAAAAGCUUUCCAACGGCCGCCGCACCGUCUAAAGCGGCUGGCGCCGAACAGAACGCGGCGAACAAGGCCGCAACGCUGGCGACACAUUCGAAGAAAAUCAUCAACACAUCGGGCGGGCUGUCGAUCAGCAACAUUGCGAAGAAUCCGUCCGGUGGUACCGUGAUUGCCGUCGCAGGACAGAAAAUAAACACGACCAGCAUCGUAACGCUUUCCUCGCUAAACUUGAACCAAUCCGCACCGUUCGUAACGAAAACGUUUGUGCGUCCUGGUGGUGCGUUAACGAUACAGCAGCAGAAGCAAAUCCCGGUUGGGUCGCAGAUAAAAAUUCAACCCAGCCAAACGUCCAUGGUUGCGGCGGCUGGGAUUCAACAACAAUCCACACAACAGACGGCCACCACCUCCGGUGCGAAUGCUAACCAAGCUAGCGCGUCCACCGCUGCAACAAGCAUGAGCUUCGGCGUGGUGCAAAGCACUGUUCAGCAUUCCGCCAGCUCGCAGCAGCAAAUCGAGGGCAUCGUAGUGAAAACGGUUACGAAACCGAAAGUAUCGUCCUCGCCGAGCCUUAGCUAUGCGAAGCUAUCGUCGCUUACCGUGACGCAGGAUGCGUCACUACCGACCAAAAUCUUCGAAGAUGAUUCCAUCUCACCGGACAGUUCGAUCAGCCAGGAAGACACGGACCAGCUACCGCUGGAAAAACCCGAACUUCCUACAGCGGUGGAAGACGGUGCAGCGAAAACCGUGGCUGAACCCACCGCACAGACCAGUCAGGACAGUUCGGCAAAUGUGGAGCUAAACCAAACGACUGAAUCGGGCGUCAAGAGCAAGCAGAACAUCAUUCCGGUACAUGUGAUAGCUAAAUCGCGCGAGAAUUCACGCAGUCCCAUCCUGACCGGUGCCUCGGGCCAACGGAUCGUGUCGUCGAUGCCGCAGCUGUCACCGUUGUCGCAACCGAACGAGCUAACGCUCAAUGCGAUGAAUGUGUCGCAGCAGGUGCGUUCCAUCAUGUCCUCGAUAAGCGUAUCGAAUGCGGCAAAUGUUACCGUCAGCAGUACCGGUACGCCGAACGUUGUACUGUCCGUGGCACCAUCCGUCCUGACGACGGCGUCCGGUGUGUCCACCACGAACGCACCGACGGUGGCCGCCAGCAACAUAUCCACCAUAACGUUCGAUACAAUACUGCCCUCGAAGGGCGACAACAUGAGCAAAACGGAAACGAUUGCCAGCAUACUGAAAACGGUGUCGGGAAAAACGAUUCUACCGGCGGCAGCGAUCGCUAGCAAUACGAACCUGAUCAAAACUUCCGAACAGAGCGCCGGUGGUGGUACUGCGCCACUAACGUCGACCACCAUCACACAAAUACCCGGUACGAAGCUGAUCACACAACAGCUGCAACUGAACCGGCUACAGGGCCAAACAAUUGGUGCUGGCAACAGUGGCAAUUUUCUGGUCGUCAAGCAGUUACGCACGCCGAACAAGCAGGCGGGCCAAAACCACACGCAGAAGCAGCUCGUGGUGCUAACGCAGCAGGCACAAGGAGGGCAGCAAAUUAAGCUACAAUCGCAUCAACCCCAGCAGCUGGCGGCCGGCAACAGUGUCAUCAUACAGAGCCAACCGAGCGGUCCCGGUGGUGGUAGUUUUGUGAAGAUAUCGACCACCCCGACCAUCGUGGCGACCGGGGACACCACGAGCAAAUCGGCUAGCACGACCACGGUGGAUACGAACAGUACGGCGGGUGGUAUUGCGACCAUACUCAGCAACGCAACCCAGCAGCAACACAAGACACAGCAGCAAUCAUCCCAGCAGGUUCAGUCGAUUUCCUCGCCGAUGCCGAGUUCGGCAGCUCAGCAAAUAAUAUGCACCAACCAAGCGACGGGACAGACGCGGAUACUUAACUUAGGCACCGUGGUAGCAACCGGUGACGGAACGUCCAGUAACCAAACCAAAUCCAUCGUGAUGAGCACCUCGCGGGCCGCUACUAUAACGAGUAUCAACGUCACAUCGACUACAACGACUCCCGUGGCCAGUAUUUUAAGUGCUACGCUGUCGCAACCGUUAAUCAAAACCGGCCACAUACCAUCGUCGAUCACCACGCUGCUCCAGAGUCAGCUGCAGAACGCCGCAUCCUUUCGGCGUUCCAAAUCCACCGAUGAGGCACCGGCUCACGUGCACGGGCGUGAAACAGCGUCGCAGAUAUUGAGCAAGCGGCUUAGCCUGGAGGCAACGAACGUCGUUAAAAGUGAACCGGUAGAGAGUGCCUCGGAUGAUGCAAGCGUCGUAAGCUCCACGUCCGCCUCAUCGAGCGCAACCGGUGGUAAUCAACCGAAGCCGGAUACAUCUGGCACCGGUAGUGGGUGCAAAUUCUCCACCAUGACGCCGUCGGGAACCGCCUCCAAGUCGGAGGAUUCACAAAACGUACUGCUGAAGCAGCUGUUGCAAAACAGUGGCGGUACCACCAACGCGUCGGUAUCGUCUCCGGCACCAUCACCGAUCGGUCGGACCGUGCCGAGUCUCAUCACGAGCCAGCGUGCCCCCAGUUUGGGUGUGGUGAGUUCACUCGAAGCGCAACUAGCGCGCCCCGUAAUUCCACCAUCGACAAAUCCUCCAGCGAUACAAAUCAUCAGCACCCAGGCCAUACCGUCGAUUGCCGCAGCGAUCACGUCCAUGUCCUCCACGACGGCGGCUUCGACGGCCUCCUCUACUGUGGCUGCGCUAACAAGCGCAUCCUCCACCAGCAUGUCGGCCGGAACUACGACAACAACCAUGGCAGUGACUACGGCCAGUAGCGCCGGUUCGGGGAGCAACAGCAGCAGCAGCACGGCAGAGACAACGAAGGCGAAACUCAUCUCAAGAGAAACUUCCUUCGUGUCCAAACCCUCCGGCAUAUCGUCGAGCCAUCCGACACCGAAUCUGGCUGCCAAUAUGCUUGCCGCUAGCAUGAAGAAGGAGGAAAUGCUACAGGCUGCAGCAGCGGCCGCAGCGGGCAGCUUUCCCACCGGAGUUCCCGCCGCGACUGUCGCACAAGGCACGGUGAAAAUUGAAUCCGGUUCGAUUACCGUAACGCAGAUACAAACAUCACAACCAUCGACCGUUGCUUCCCAACAACCACAAACAACGGCCAAGUCGAGUAUGCCGCAGCAGCAACCGCAACAGCCACCGAACGCCAACCAUCAGUUGCAGACCAAAGUGCCUAAUGCUCCGCCCGUAGUAGUGUCCGUGAGCUCUGCGCCGAAUGUUGGUGAUACAAAUGUAACUAUCACGAAACGUGACGCUCCGAUAACGCAGACAACCUCAAGCGUUACGCCAGCGUUACAGGCGGGCAUUAGUGUGACUGUUACGACGAAAACCGUGCCGGCUGAGGAGCAGAAACGGUUCGUACCGAGUCCGGUGCAGGUUGGCGACACAACGGUUGUUCGAACUCCUACUCCAACGCCAUCGGCCGGCAAUAUGCAACAACUGUCCAAGCCGUCGCCAGUCGGCCCGCGGCCAGAUACACCGGUUGAGGUAAAGAAAGAAUCGGAAUUAUCGUUAAGCAGUAGUAGUGCGACUUCGGUAUCCACUAUCACCACCACAACUGGCACCACGACCAGCUCAGCUACGACGCUACCAAUCUCGACGAUGGGUCCUCCAGUAUCGAUGCCACCAUCCGCAACAACUGCGACGGGUCAAACAACACCGGCAAUAAAAUCUCCCCUGCCCUCCAGCGGCACUGACUCGGUUACGGCAGCAAGCGUUUCAACUUCUGUCCCUAAAGCGGAAGGUGGUCCGCCGCUACCGGUUGGUGGUACAGUCGUCGUCAAGGAGGAACCAAUCGACAGUAACUCCGCCGAGCUGGCGGCCAAAAGGGCCGCCGAAAUUGCGCUCGAGCUCAAGAAGAAAAAGCGCCGAGAGUAUCAGAAAAAUCGCCGACAGAUGCAAAUUCAGUCCAACAAAGACAACCAGCACAAUCAGGCGAAGAAAAAGCAGAAAAAAUCGGUCAAGGUCGAGGAAGAUUACGACACGUGCAUCGACAACUUGAUGGGACAGCUGCGCCAGCUACCGCCGAUGCAGAUACUGGAACCGGAGCUGCCACGCAAUUACGGUGUGUGUUCGGUGUUCGGCACCGGCGAUCUGUCAAAGUUUACCAACCUGAAGGCGUAUUCGAUCGCGUGUGGUGAUUUGGCCGGUUGUUAUGGCGACGCGCACCUUCCAUCGGUGGCGGACUUUUACAACACGAAACCGUUCGGCGUAAAGGACCCACCGCCGGAACCGGCGCCCGUUUCCAUCCAUCGUGGAUUUUACGAUCAGGAGUUUGCACCGAUCAAGUUCGAAAUGGAGGACCGUCAGCGGUAUGAGUUUGUGCGCGACCGUGAGCUCGAUUCACCCGAUACGAUCAUCAGCACGUCGAGUCCGGAGUGUGUGCGGUGGGAUUCGCCCAUCGGGUUCCCGGGACUGCGGUUGAUCAAGGAGGAACCGAGCGACGACGAUCAGACGACCGUGUACAGACAAAUGUCACCGGUUAUUCCAAUACUGGCGCCAAUUCCAAUACGAUUACGCAAAGGCAUCACACUUUCCGCCGACACAGUGCGCACCAACGGCACAACGAACGUCACGGACAGCAACAAGGAAAACGAAGGCUUCAAGGAUACGCUCGGUGUAAAGUCGCGCUUUGGACCACCGACACCGCUGAAGGACACCAGCAACGUGACGGUCACGCUAACGCUCACCUCAUCGGCCGUCGAUGAUAUUUUCGGUGUUUUGCGCGAUCUGGCCAACAUGUUGGAGAUUCCACCGCCCACCACGUACCAAAUAGUGGAACGUACCGUGUCGCCAACCAGCCAAAAGCUGGGCCUGUACCGUACGAAGGGCAGGGAUGGUAAGGAGGGUACAUCGAUCGACAUUCAAACGAUCCUGAAUGGAUCGGCCCGGUUUUGUCGACACUGUGAUGUGGUGAUACUGAACAACAUAAUCAUCGCAAGUGCGUCCGAGUUCCCAUUGCUCGCGGGCAACGGGGACAACGGUGGUCACGGUUUGGAAUCGGAAGAGCUGUACUUCUGCGACGAACAGUGCUAUCGGCAGUUUAAGUGCUGUCCAACGAACAUACUGGACGAGAGCGGACGCAGCAUCGCAGCAUCACCGUCCGGUGGCGAAAGCAUCGUUACGCUAAACCACAAACCCGACAAGACCGCUGAUACCCUUCCAGAGGGCGGCAUUGUGGAGAUCAAGCAGGAGCUGCUGGACGAUGUGGACAUGGAGGACGCAUCCGGUGGUGCGAACGGCUCGCAGCACGGGAGCGCAGAACGGAAGAAGAAACAUUCGGACGAUGGGUUAGAAAAGGACGUACAGGCCGGUGCGCCACCGGCAAAACAGAUGAAGGGCAUCCGGUACAAGGUGUACACGCCGAACUGUUUCGGCGUGCAGCGGUUCAAGAAGCCAAGCGAAAAGGAAAUCACCGAAACGCUGUUCCGCAUGAACAUCACCGUGACGCCCGCACCGAAGAUGCCGGACGAUACGCGCCGCUGCAUCUUCUGCCAUACGGUCGGCGACGGUGUGGCGGACGGGCCGUCGCGGCUACUCAACUACGACGUGGACAAAUGGGUCCAUCUCAACUGUGCCCUCUGGUCGGACGGUGUGUACGAAACGGUGAACGGUGCGCUGAUGAACCUGGAAAAUGCGCUCCAGCAAAGCUUAACCUCGGUGUGUGCCUUCUGCAACAACCUCGGUGCGACGGUCAAAUGCUUCAAGACGCGUUGCGCCAACGUGUACCAUCUGAGCUGCGCGAUGAAGGAUAGCUGUGUGUUCUACAAGAACAAAUCCACCAUGUGCCAGACGCAUGCGCCAAAGACGGAGAAGGACUCGGAGCUAACCACGCUCAGCGUACAGCGCCGGGUGUACGUCGAACGGGACGAAAGCCGCCAGGUGGCAUCGGUCAUGCAUCACUCGGAGUCGAACAAUUUGCUGCGCGUCGGCAGCUUGAUCUUCCUGAACGUGGGGCAACUAUUACCGCACCAGCUGCAAAGUUUCCAUACGCCAAACUACAUCUAUCCCAUCGGCUACAAAAUAAUCCGUUUCUACUGGUCGAUGCGUCGUCCGAAUAAGCGCUGCCGUUAUAUUUGCUCCAUCGCGGACGUUUGCGGACAUCCGGAGUUCCGUGUGCUGGUGCAGGAAACGUCCGAGGAUGACAUAGAACUGCGCGAUUCGACACCGAAAGCAGUCUGGCAGCGCAUUCUUGAGCCGAUGGCCCAGUUGCGGAAGAGUUGCCACAUAGUGCAACUCUUUCCGAAAUACAUCACCGGUGAAGAUUUGUUCGGACUGACCGAACCGGCGGUCGUGCGUAUCUUGGAAAGUUUGCCCGGCAUCGAAACGCUGACCGAUUAUCGGUUCAAGUAUGGGCGCAAUCCAUUGCUGGAACUCCCGCUAGCCAUCAAUCCGUCGGGCGCCGCCCGAACCGAACCGAAACUGAAGCACUCCCUUUCGUGGAAGAAGCCCCACACGCAGCGCACCGGUUCCGUCAGCCAACGGCCAACGUUCGUGCCGACCAGUUCGCCGGCCGGGGAGGUUGCCUGCCCGUACAGCAAACAGUUCGUGCAUUCGAAGAGCUCGCAGUACAAGAAGAUGAAGCAGGAGUGGCGCAACAACGUUUUCCUUGCGCGUUCGAAGAUUCAGGGGCUCGGUUUGUAUGCGGCGCGCGAUCUCGAGAAGCACACCAUGGUGAUCGAGUACAUCGGUGAGGUAAUACGCACCGAGGUGUCCGAAUUGCGCGAGAAGCAGUACGAGGCGAGGAAUCGCGGCAUCUACAUGUUUCGGUUGGACGAGGAGCGUGUGGUCGAUGCGACGCUUAGCGGCGGUCUUGCGAGAUACAUCAAUCACUCCUGCAACCCAAACUGCGUGACGGAAAUUGUCGAGGUGGAUCGCGAGCUGCGCAUCAUCAUCUUCGCCAAACGGCGCAUCAACCGUGGGGAAGAACUGUCCUACGACUACAAGUUCGACAUUGAGGACGAUGCGCACAAGAUAUCGUGUAUGUGCGGUGCACCGAACUGCAAGAAAUGGAUGAACUAAAUUCGUUUGCCCCCACCACAGCCCCGCUGGCUGACCCGAUGGCCAGCCUUCAGUCGGCGACACCUGCAGAAGCACGAGCAAUCGCGACCGUGUGCGUCUGUGUGCGCACAGGGUCUGCAUUUUUACACACCAUGUUUACCUCGGCAGCAUUGCGGUUGUAUGUAGUUUAUGUGCGGGUAUGAGCAGAAUGUUAGGAACCCGUAGCGCAAACUAUUCCGGCAUCUAUGUUGGGAUCUGGCUAAGGCAUCACUCUUUGUUUUGUUAGUACACCCUUUUCAUUUCGAUUCUGUAUAUUUGCGUAUUAGCGUUUAGUUAGCAUAUCAUUUCCCAUUGUCAGGCUUAAAUUAGCUAAGAAAUAGACCAGUUUUGCUGCAACUGUAUAGAUCACAGCAAUAUUAUAAUGAAGAAUGUGCGUGUAUGUGUGUGUUUGUGUGUGUGGGUUAGUGUGCCAGAAGUGUGCGAGGGUACGUGUAUGAAAAUGUGUUUAUGUUUUGGAUAUUUUUUUUGUGUUAACGUUACGUUCUAAUCUAAUGUCAGGAGCUGACGUGGGAUUACGGUACGAAAUAGGAAGAAAAUUAGCUUUUAGAAAGCGAUGCUGAAAACUGUGUAGUAGGUAGUAGUGUAGGAAUACUACUCGAAAGUUUACGAUACGAUAAGUGAAUAGAACAAUAAGGCGAUAGUGAAUAAAGGCAAAGGGAAACAGUUAUUUUAAUGACCAUGUUACAGCAUCACGCACGUUAACGGAUACAUCUUGACCUUCCCCCUGAAUUGAUGAAGACAAGCAAACAUUAGGAUCAAAGGUAUAUACACUCAUAAUAUAUAUAUAUAUACACACAUAAAAAUCGUGCAUAUGAUUGUGCACAGUAUAUAUAUAUAUAGCUACAUAUAUAAAUAUAUAUUUUCGGACGAUUAUUUUAGCAAGCAUAUUUUGCUAUAUACAAGAAAAACAAUGUCGAACAAAGAGAUAGAGAGAGAGAGAGUGAAUAAUAGUGUACCGUGCAGGCAGAGAAAUAAAACUAACAAAUUACUUUAUGAUUAAGCUUUCGGUUAAAAAAAUAAAACAUACGCGCCGCAUGAGCAACCAUUUCAGAAAUGUUAUUAGACGGUGUAAGAAUUCAAAAGGACAAAAGUAAAGGGAUAUAAACAAAAAAGUUGUGAAAAAGGGGUGGCGAAACUGAGUGCGAGAGUCUUAUCUUCGAUUCAAUUAGAACACACAACACCCAUUCGUGAGCUCCAUUUUUCUUUUUCAUCUCCUUUUUAUACACAGUACACUACACAUGUUACUAGGCGGAUAAGUUUAGUGGAGAGCCCUUUUGUAGGACUAGGCAAACAACAAAAUGAUGGCACACACGAUGUGCUGAAAUGUGUACUAAAAUAUGCAAAUUAAUAUAACGAA
Molecule: messenger RNA, 21325 nt
Organism: Anopheles moucheti
Lineage: Eukaryota; Metazoa; Arthropoda; Insecta; Diptera; Culicidae
Exons: 17
Coding region: 1-19929 (6642 amino acids)
Biological process (GO): positive regulation of transcription by RNA polymerase II
Cellular component (GO): MLL3/4 complex; nucleus
Molecular function (GO): histone H3K4 methyltransferase activity; transcription coactivator activity; histone binding
Source: RefSeq, a predicted model, not a curated record